Molecule: messenger RNA, 2708 nt
Organism: Cololabis saira (Pacific saury)
Lineage: Eukaryota; Metazoa; Chordata; Actinopteri; Beloniformes; Belonidae
Gene: snap47
Product: synaptosome associated protein 47
Exons: 5
Coding region: 264-1535 (423 amino acids)
Biological process (GO): synaptic vesicle priming; exocytosis; synaptic vesicle fusion to presynaptic active zone membrane
Cellular component (GO): plasma membrane; SNARE complex
Molecular function (GO): SNAP receptor activity; syntaxin binding
Source: RefSeq, a predicted model, not a curated record
AGACGUACUCGAGUGUGACGUCACUUCCGUAAUAAACAUCACAGAUUUCACAUCAGAGAGUGGAUAUUAUUACGAGCUAACCUGAUGUUUACCGCGCUGACGACAGUUUGUGCGCCGUGUGAAGGAUAUGCUCUUACCAAGAGGGAGUAGAGAGGAUUAGAAAUAUUCAAGGUUGUAACAGUAUGGUGACGCACUUAUAACGCUGUCGGUGUGAACGCCUCGUCUGAGCUCAUCUGCUGUUUAUUUGAACAUCUUCUUCCAAAAUGAGCCGGGAUGUCCCCAUCCACAGCUGGCCUGGUUCCUACUACAUCAACAGCCAGAAGCGUUGGGAGACCGGGACCCUGUCACUCACCAGGACCACGGUGCGCUUCAUCUCCAAUCAGAGCAAGGAGACUCUGGCAAGCUUCCGCCUGUCCCGGAUCAUGGAGAUCAAGAUGGAGUCAUCCAGUUUUAUCUUCAGCACCCUCACAGUGCUCGAGGAGGGCAAUGUGAAGCACUGGUUUGGUUCCCUGAAACCCAACCGGGUGGUGGUUUAUAAUGUGUUGGAGCAUUUCUGGAGAGAGCGCUUACUUUCUCCCGGUUCAGAGGCUCGGGGGGCCGAGUAUCAGCCCUCUAAAGGAAGAGAACUGAUCAAUCUAGUGGUGGGGGCCCAGAGGAGACUGGAGGACACUGGCGUAGUCCUCAGCCACCAGGGAGAGCAAUUUGACAAUAUGAUGCAGGGACUUGAAAAGAUAGACUCUGAUUUGGGCGUGGCUGAUAAACUUUUAUCAGAACUGGAGUCUCCUCCCUGGUGGCCUUUUGGCAAACUUCCUUGGAGGACAACACAAGAAGCCAAGGCUGAAGAUGCUGCAAGAGCUGCAGCUGCCGCCUCGGCAAGCAGGGCGUCCGGUAAAAAUAAGGUGAUCGCAAGCAUCCCAGCAGUAGUGUCCAGAGGUGGAGAUUCAGACUUGAAACCUGGAUGUUUGCUGGUGCUGGUGUCCUCACUGGAGGUGCGGGACACAAACUGCCAACUCCUGCACCGAUUUGAACGGAAUGAAAUCGAUGAAAUCAGAGUGCACAGUCCCUAUGAAAUUACAGUUAAACAGCGGUUUAUCGGGAAACCAGAUGUAUGUUACAGGUUCCUGUCUGCAAAGAUGCCAGAGGCUAUGUCCGUGUUAGCGAUGCAGUACAAAAAGAAAGUGGAGCUCACAAACGAAUACACAGCUUUCAAAGUGACUCCUCUUCCAUCUCCAUGUGAUAAAGAAGAGACAAACUGGACUGAAGGUUCGCUGCCAAAGUGCCAAGACACUGAACUCCCAGUGGAGGUCCCAGCAGGAGAGCUGUCCCAGUUGCAGGUGCAAGUCCUCCAACCAUCUGUCAGUCAGGCUGAGGCCCAGGAACUCAAGCAGAUGCUGAUGCAGUUGAAGAACCUGGCGCUGGAGGCAGAGACGGAGCUGGAACGGCAGGAUGAGGCUCUGGACGUCUUGACAAGCUCAACGGACCGAGCCACCAUGCACAUAGAGAAGCACACAUGCCGCAUGAAAAAGCUGUUGUAGCCCUGACAGUUUAGUGCAUGUCCCUCCUGACAAAUGCACCUUGCCUUUCAUCAUCGUCCACAUGGGAUUUGUACAGAUUGCCAUAACAGACAUAGUUCAAUGAGGGCUUGCAUAUAGUCCUGUGUAGUAAAGGAAUGUGCUAUCUGCAAACUGACAAAAAAGCCGAAACACAUAUUAUUCUCAGCCUCUUUUCUCAUCCCUCCUCCCCAUCCCAUCCCAGUACCGGCACAUGAUAGUGUUGCUUGUGGCUUGGCUCGGGCGGCUAAACCCGAUUGGAAAUAUUUUUUAAGGGAAACCAGUGAGGGAUCACACCAUCACACCCAUGGGUCAGCGCCAGUGUCAGUGUUGGUAGAAUAUCAGGAAUCCUCUUUUCAAGUGAAAAACAAGCUAAUGAUUUCAAACUUUAAAGUAAUAUAAGAACAUGUGGAUUUGUUUGAUCACAGUAAUGUCUGCCAUUCUUCCUCUUUCUAUUUCUCAGGUCAUGGAUGUCACUUAUCUUCUCAUUACUAUUGCAUGUGUCAAUAUAAUGUUAUGAAAACGUCCAAUAUAGCUGAAUAUAAAUGCACAACUCUGUUCUGGGAUGGAAUAAAAAGCACUUCUUCUCUUUGCUUAUGAUAUAUUCGGUAAUUUAUCUAUUGUAUAUGACUUGCUAAAGACAGAUUGGUACUGUACGACUAUAAAUCUGUAUUCAUUAUAAAUUACUGACACUUAUUGCAAUUCUGUUAUUUUAUUGUGAUCAGUUAUCACUGUGAAUUUGUAAUUAGUCGGUAGGUGAGUUAUUCUGAAACUGAAGACAUAAAGACCUUUAGGCUUACUCUAUCAUCGAUAUUAACUUAUUUAAAAAUGUAAGGUGAAGGGUGUGUAUUUAUUAACUUCUUUUUUAUCUAAAUUUGAGCAUGCCAGAGAAAGUUUGAGAAUCAUUGCAUUGAAUAUAUGUCAUGUAAAUAAAAUCUUCUAAAAUGACCUCGGUUUACAUUUUUGUUCAUUGUCAUAUUUUAUCUUGGAUGUAAGAAAAUGACAAGUAAAUUAAAGGAAAACGAAAAAAGAAAUAACAUGUUUUAUUUAGAAUAAUAACGAAAAUAAUAACAUGUUUUGUUCAUGUAUUGUAAGCAGCCUUUUUAUCAGCUAGGAAGUCAUCAGCAUUUCAAACCUGUAAUAGGACACUACGUGUAA